Mytilus trossulus (common blue mussel) is the source of this 4278-nucleotide messenger RNA. RefSeq lists its product as uncharacterized. Gene Ontology annotation, molecular function: protein binding. The transcript has 4 exons. Bases 1 to 4278 code for a protein of 1425 amino acids. Lineage: Eukaryota; Metazoa; Mollusca; Bivalvia; Mytilida; Mytilidae. Gene Ontology annotation, cellular component: cytoplasm; nucleus. The record is from RefSeq and is a predicted model, not a curated record.
AUGACUUCUAUUUCCCAACUUACAGAAGAGGAAAAAUACUUCGCCAGAUUUUUCUUCCUAAAUUUUAAAGUAUCACCAGACAUUGUCAGGCGAUUCUUUGACGGAGUGUUUCCGCCAGCACAAUUACCUCAGACAAUUAACUAUAAUACUGGUGCUAUUAUGAGGUUGAACAAAUCAAAAAUAAUCAGUAACACCCAAUUGGAAAUACUAAGGGCCAUUCCAGGAACGGUAUGGCCAUCGUAUCUUCCUGCGAUGCCUGUAGGGGGCAAAGCUACAUCUUCCAAAGACUUUGAUUUAACACUGAUGAUAUGUCUGCUGCGAAAUAUAGGAAAUUUAAAACAACCCUCAAAGGGAUGGGACCAACUUCCGAAUCCGAACGACAUGUCACCUGGAGCAAACCUGGCUACAUUGAAGUGGUACAGAAAUAAGUUAGCCCAUACGACAGUUACCUCUAUGGAUAAAAAUGAUUUCACAGACAAAUGGACUCGGGUUGAAAAGGCAUUGACAUCUUUAAAUAUAGGAAACAGGCCAACCGAGCUCAAUGAAAUCUUGAAUUACGAUCUUGAUGGGGAACAAGCAAAAACAUUUGCAAAUGCAGAACUGAAGCAGAUGAAAAAAGAAUACAUGGAUUGUGAAAAAGAAAAAGAACAGAUAGAAAGUGACUUCUCGCAUUACAAGGAUGGAAAUCUGCCGAAAAAUUAUGCAGAAGCGAAUACAUCUUUUGUGGAAGCAUGGCGAAAAGAGGACGAGAGUUUUUAUGAGACAGAGGGGUCGGAACUUGUAUAUGAUAAAGUACAGGAUUCUUGCUGUAUUUUGGUGACUUCCAAUUCGGGAUUAGGAAAGACAGCCACCAUUCGACAUAUCGCAUUAAAACUUCAACCGGAAGGAUUUGAAAUCGUUUCCAUAGAAUCCCCGGACGACAUAAUCAAAUACAAAACAAAUCAAAAACAAGUGUUUCUUAUUGAUGAUGUCCUUGGUAAAUACGCGUUAAGUCCUACCCUGUUAGAAAAAUGGGAAAGAAUAAACGAAAAAUUAAUGAACUGCUUGGAAACAGAAUUAGGUUCGAAGAAACUAUUGUGUACACUAAGAUUACAGAUAGCACGCCACAAAAGAUUUAAAAAUGCAUCGACAAUUUUAAAUAAAGAAGUUAUAGAUUUAGAGAGUGAGUCUUAUGCUCUUUCAAAGGAUGAAAAGAAGAAAAUAUUGAUAGAACAUCUUAAGAAAAAGAACCUAGAAAAGGAAAUUAAAAACGAAGAGGUUGAGAUAAUGUGUCAAACGAAUUAUGCAUUUCCUCUUCUUUGCAAAUUAGUUUCAAAUGACAAGGAGAGAUUCAAAAAUAGAAUUGCAUUCUUUAGACAACCAUUAGUACUGUUGAGGGAUGAACUUGAACAAAUUAGUAAUCAAAAUAAAAAGCUUUAUUGCAUUUUGGUGAUAUGUAUGUUGAAUAAUGGAACAAUUAGUAAAGGUAUAUUUCAUAUUGACUCAGAUGAUUAUGAUGACAAAAUUUACAGAAUAAUGGAGACUUGCGGACUUGAAAGAAACAUGCAUAAAAAAAAUCUCGAGGAUAGCGCUCUUUCUGCUAUAGGAUCUUAUUUCACUGAGGACAGUUGGAAUUUUCAUUUUAUUCACGACGCUCUUGCAGAGACAAUCUGCUGCCAUUUCUAUACGUUUGAUUCCAGAGUUAUGUUUUCAGACUGUGAUAUUUUGUUUAUAAGAGAUCGAGUUAGAGUUCAUUUCAAUGAAAACAUUAACGACAAUACGGAUGAAAAUAUUAUAUUUAUUCAUGAAGAUAAAUUAAAUGAGGAUUGUCUUUCAACGUUAUAUGAUAGAAUGUGGACUGAAUUAAAUAAUGGGAGAUUUUCAAAUUUGUUGAUGAGUCAUCUCUUUAAGAAUAGAAACUUCGUUCGGAUAUUUGGAAGCCAUUCUGAAAGUUAUGGUAGCAAGCUGGGACCAAAAUAUACAUUUAUGAACAUUGUUAGUUCCGAGCGAAAUGAAAGCAGCGAUGGGUCAUUCUUUGAAAAAAUGUUUAAGAUUAAAUCUGUUGAUGAAUUGCAUUAUAAAAAGAAUGCUAUUAGUCGAGUUAUAGAAGCUGUACCUUUCAGAAGUACACUUCUGUACUGGAUUGUUGCCUUUGGGUGCGAUGAAUUCUUUCAAUACGCAUGGAGUGAAAUUACAACUUUAGAUCGUAAUUCGAUUCUGGGAACAGAUUUUACUUUUCUACCCACUGUCAAGUCCUUCUUUCCUCUAGCUGUUCUAGGGGGUAGCUUACAGAUUGUGAAAGAAUUAAUUGGUGUUGGAGAAGAUGUUUCUAUUGUAGCUGUUUCUGGUUUAGAUGUUUCUGUUGCAGAUGUUAACUGCUUUUCCGAAUGUUGUGAAACACCUUUAUAUAUAGCAGUAAAGUCAUGUCGCUUUGAUAUGGCACGCUUACUUGUUAACAAUGGAGCAAAAGUAAACCUACGAGGAUGGUUUACAAUGAAUGUUCCAAUUAUGGUUACUUCAAACAAUAACGAGUUAACUAGUUUGAUUCUUGAACAUGAUUUAAGCCAGACUGAUCUUCAUAAAGCCGUCCUGAAAAACGACUUAAACAUUUUGAAAUCAAAUAUUCGAUCAGAGAAUAUUAAUUCUAAAACAAAGAGCGGAUGGACAAUCCUGCAUUACGCUGUGAUAUGUAACAAUUUAGAAGCUGUGAAGGUAUUAUUUCCUGUUAAAAUGCCCCAAAACGAUGAGCCAUAUUCUGAAAUUAACUCAGUAGAUGAAAGAACACUUUUGUGUAGAAAGACGACACUAAAAAUAGACAUGGUUGACAACAACGGACUGACUGCUGUCCAUCUAGCAGUUAUGAACAAUAAUACCGAAAUACUAUCUGUUUUGCUGUGUAAUAAAGCUGAAGUAAAUGUUCGUGACGUUCUUGAUAGAACCCCUUUGCAUUACACAACAAGUGAAAGCGUAACAAAAUUAUUGCUCACCCAUACCUAUCAGAACCAGUGUAUAAAGCCUAAUCAAAUCACGGAUGAGAUGAGAGAUUACGAAAUAAAACCGAUGUCUGCUUUCAGAAGUAUGUGUUCAAAUCUAACUUUACAAAAUUCUUUCAGAAAUGUUUGUCGUGACUUUGUUAACUCACCUGAUAGGGAGGGUAAUACACCCUUACAUUCUGUUGUAAACAGGUGUCGUUUAACAGAAGAAAGCCAAAGUUGUAUAGACACUAUGAUAAUGAAUGGAGCUAAUCCUUAUCUAUCUAAUGACAGUGGUUUUUCAGCAUUCGAGUUAAUCAAAAGUAAUUGCGAUACUUCCAAGUACAUAAACAAUUAUGCAAAAUAUGAAAAAUUAGGUGGGAAGAUUUAUAAAGUAUUUGCUUCAGUCAUGUUCUGCUUAUUGGUAGUGACUUUUGUCGUAACAGUGCAACUUUCAUCGAUAAUUAGAAACGAAGUUCUAGAGGGAUAUUUUUGCAAUGGACAAGUCGUUGAAUCCAGUAAUUCGACUAUAAGGAUAAGCGUUAUUAUACACACUAUUCCAUUUAUUUGGUUAUUAUUAAUAACGUUUUAUAUGAGGUAUUCAGAUCUCCUGCAGCAAUGUUUUUGUUUGUGUGCAUUACUAGUAGUACUAGGAUGUGUUCUUUCCUUACUAUUUGGUGCAUUUGAAUACAUUCAAAUCAUAUGCAGGUUUAUGUAUUUAAUGUUUAUAGCUUUUCUUAUUUUUUCGAUGAAUUUCAAAUUCAUGGCAGCUUGCACAUCUGUACCAUUCGUUCGUUGGAACAAAGGGAAGGUAGUUUUCCUAAUAAUAUCCGCCACUCAAUUCAUUUUAUUGUUCUUAUUGUUAACGUUGUUAUCUGCAACAUCUGACCUAAAAUUCGACGAUUUUUAUAAUAUGAUCAAUAUACAAACACUGAACAAAAUAGUUUUCAAUUGUAUAGAAUAUAGUCCUGCAAAUAUAUCAUGUACCAGUUUAACCUAUAAUGGUACCUAUGAUGAUGUUGUCGAUUUCUCUGUUCAAUGUUUUACUGAUUCAAAUAUAACAAGUUAUAACGGUACAUAUGGUACACCUAUAGUAGAACCAGGAUAUAUAGACUGGUCAGAAAUAGGUCUCGUGUCUUUAUUUUGUUUUAAUUUUUCGUUAAAUGCAACAUGUGCUUAUUGUUUAUUUCACUGCAUAUUGGUACCUGUGAUGAAAAUGUUUAAAGGGAAAUCAAUGUACCCUAUUGUGUAUCUGGUGCAAUGGAUUUUUUAUGUAUAUAUAUAUAUAUUCAUAUCUUGUAUAAGUUUUUUCACUAAGUCUAACUGA